Arctia plantaginis is the source of this 3417-nucleotide messenger RNA. The record is from the annotation of a GenBank genome assembly. NCBI's taxonomy places the organism in Eukaryota, Metazoa, Arthropoda, Insecta, Lepidoptera, Erebidae.
AUGAGUACAAGAUCAGCUAAAGUUAGUCUUAAGCCUCUGGAAGUGCCGACGGCUUUGCAGGAGGGAGAGAAAUUCAUCAAGUGGGAUGAGGAUUCUGGAACAGGUGUGCCAGUCACUCUACGGGUGGACCCUAAAGGUUUCUUCCUCUACUGGACAGACCAAAAUAUGGAGGUGGAGAUGCUGGACAUAGCUACCAUCAGGGAUGUCAGGACAGGACCAUAUGCUAAAGUACCAAAGGAUCCAAAAAUUCGCAACCUUGUCCUGAUCGGCUCACAAGGAUCUCUCGAAGAAAAGACUGUAAGCGUGUGCUAUGGUGCCGACUUUGUUAACGUCACUUUCAUCAAUUUCUGUUGCACUAGAAAGGAAAUUGCACAGAUAUGGACGGAGGGUCUAUUUGCAUUGGCGUAUAAUUUGAAUCAGCUGAACAACCCCACAAUCAAGUUCCUAGAGAAGUUGCACACGAAGAUCAUCCUCAAGGCUGACAAGUCCGGAAAGAUAAUGGUUAAAAAUAUCGUGAAGUUGCUGGCCCAAAAUAAGGAAGACAAGAAACGCGUAGAAAAAGCACUGAGUGAGUCAGGCUUGCCGACUGGGAAAAUCGACACAAUCAAUCAGUCAAAGUUCCAAUUUGAAGACUUCUUCGCUUUCUAUAAGAAUCUCACGCAAAGGACAGAAGUACAGAAGAUAUUUAAUAAUCUCACGGACGACAAACCACAUCUGUCUGCUAAUCAGCUGGUUGAUUUCCUUAACGAAGUGCAAAGGGAUCCGAGGCUCAACGAGAUUCUACAUCCAUAUGCAGACCUGCAGCGAGCGAAGGAUCUGAUAAAGACAUAUGAACACAACAAGUACCAUCAACAACGAUCGCAACUGACUUUUGAUGGAUUUCUAAGGUUUUUAAUGUCAGAGGACAAUCCAAUUGUGGCGACAAGUAAAUUGGAUCUAUGUGAUGACAUGGAACAGCCAUUAGCACAUUACUUCAUCAACAGUUCACAUAAUACGUACCUGACUGGUCAUCAGCUUACGGGGAAGUCUAGUGUGGAGAUAUAUAGACAGAGCUUGCUGGCUGGAUGCAGAUGUGUGGAACUAGACUUCUGGAAUGGUCGUACCGAUGAACCGGUCAUUGUCCACGGAUACACUUUUGUCCCUGAGAUAAGCGCCAAAGAAGUUCUCGAAGCGAUUGCUGAGAGUGCGUUCAAAACAUCCGAUUUUCCUGUGAUACUCAGCUUCGAAAAUCAUUGCAAUCCAAGACAACAGGCGAAAAUAGCUAACUAUUGCAGGGAGAUUUUCGGAGAUAUGUUGCUGGAUAAACCUCUGGAUUCUCAUCAGUUGGAACCAGGAGGGGAGCUCCCGCCGCCAUCGCUACUCCGUCAUAAGAUCAUCAUCAAGAAUAAGAAGAAACAUCAUCAUCACCAUAAAAAGGAAGAUUCCGUGGCGUCGGAGGAAAGUGAGCCGCGGCCUGAUCCCUUGCCUCAGGGCAACGGCGAUGUCUCUACGGCUACGCUGGCCCGUCAAGGUUCCUCGGAAUCGUCUGAUUCUGAUAGCUCGUCCGGCGAAGAGGAGGCGGGUGGUGUGGACAGCGCUGUGGGAGAAGACGCGCGCGAAACUCACGCCGGCGCCGAAAUCUCUGCGCUCGUCAACUACGUGCAACCAGUACACUUCAGCUCCUUCGAAAACUCUGAAAAGAAGAACCGCUUCUACGAGAUGUCAUCUUUCGAUGAGAAGCAAGCGACUACACUGUUAAAAGAGCGACCGAUCGAAUUCGUCAACUACAACAAGCAUCAGCUAUCCAGAGUGUAUCCCGCUGGCACUAGAUUCGAUUCCUCUAACUUCAUGCCGCAGGUGUUUUGGAACGCGGGAUGUCAACUGGUUGCCCUCAACUAUCAAACAUUGGACUUAGCAAUGCAGCUCAACUUGGGCACGUACGAAUACAAUCGACGGUGUGGUUAUUUACUCAAACCUGAGUUCAUGAGAAGGAAGGACCGUCGCCUUGACCCAUUCGCCGAGAGCACAGUGGACGGCAUCAUCGCCGGUACACUCUCCAUAACAGUACUCUCUGGCCAGCUGCUCACCGACAAGCGAUGUGGCACUUACGUCGAAGUGGACAUGUUUGGUCUUCCGGCCGACACUGUGCGUAAGAGGUUCAGGACAAGAGUUGCGCCGAACAAUGGCAUCAAUCCUGUGUACGGGGAGGAACCUUUCGAGUUUAAAAAGGUGGUACUGCCAGAAUUAGCAAUAAUCCGCAUAGCUGCUCACGAAGAAAGCGGUCGGUUGCUGGGUCAUCGAGUGUUGCCUGUGGUAGGGCUAUGUCCUGGCUAUCAUCACGUCAACUUGCGUACCGAGUUGGGUCUUCCUCUUGCCGCUAGUCUUUUGCUCCUUGUCGAUGUUAAGGAUUACGUGCCUGAUCGGCUGUCGGAACUAGCUGAAGCCUUAGCGAACCCCAUUAAGUACCAGAGCGAGCUGGAUAAGCGUGAACACCAGUUAUCUGUGCUCACUGAAGAUACGGAUGUGCCGACGGCUGAAGCCAAGAAAACCAAUGAAAUUGAAAGGACCGACCGACCAGUUGCCCAUCCUAUUAAAUUUGAUAAAGAAGAUGGCCCUGAAAGCAGCAGUCCCCGUCGGGACCUCGCAAACGAGACUAUAAAUUUAAUAGAACACGAAAUGCAAGCCCUCCCGCCUCAGCCACAAGAGAAACCCUCACACGGUAUGACGUCACCACUCUCUAUACUCAAGUCUUUAGUUCCGUGGAAAGCAGAAAGCAAACCCAACGGUACAUCGGAUGAAUCCUUAGAAGAGACGUUAGAAGGGCUACUCUCAUCAAAAUUGGUUCGCGACAAACAAAUGAAGUUGUCGCGAGAACUCGACACGCUCCGACGCAAGUACGACAAGGAAAAGAAACCCAGCUCGAAGUUCUACGUCAGCAAAAACUUGGUGAAGAGAUUGUCUGCUAAACAGAUUGAUGCGACCCCUAGCACCGACGACGGGAACACGACGGAAGGGUUCAGUACAGCGUUGAUGGCCGAGCGUGAGCUGCGCCUGCGCUACCACCACCAGAUAUAUGCGGCCUUGGAGAAACACGUGCGCAAUGAACAACAGCAUCAGAUGAAACUAUUAGCGGAUUCCUUAGAAGUGGAAAAGAAAGAAAUUCUGAAUAGGCUGGCAAAUUCAAGAAAGGAGGAUGUCAAAGCGUUAGCGAAAAAGACCAAUAGAGACAAGGACGAGAUCAAUAGAAGAAAAAGGGAGAUACAUUCACAUUCGGUGGCGCGGGGCGUGGCGGAGUGUUGCCGCGCGGAGCAGAAGUACGGCGCGCGCCGCGAGCAGCUCGCGCGCACGCACGAGCGCCUGCUGCAGCUGCUGCUCAAGCACCGCGACCAGGAGUUGUUGGAGUUGGAACGUAUGUGCGGAGGGGCGCCGGAGGGCUAG